UCUGUGUGUGGGAAGGAAUUUUCACGGCAAUCAAAUCUCAAGAGACACCAGAGAACACACACGGGUGAGAAGCAAUUCCUGUGUUCUGUAUGUGGGAAAACAUUUGCACAGGCAUCAAAUCUUCAAACUCACCAGAGAACACACACCGGCGAGAAGCCAUUCUUGUGCCCUGUGUGUGGGAAGACAUUUGCAGACUCAUCAACUCUUCAAACUCAUCAGAGAACACACACAGGCGAGAAGCCAUUCCUGUGCCCUGUGUGUGGGAAGACAUUUGCACAGGCAUCAACUCUUCAGCGUCACCAGAAAACACACACGGGCGAGAAGCCAUUCCUGUGCUCUGUGUGUGGGAAGUCAUUUGCACGGUCAUCAACUCUUAACAGACACCAGAGAACACACACGGGUGAGCAGCCAUUCCUGUGCUCUGUGUGUGGGAAAACAUUUGCACACUCAUCACAUCUUCAGAGUCAUCAGAGAACACACACGGGCGAGAAGCCAUUCCUGUGCCCUGUGUGCGGGAAGACAUUUGCACAAUCGACAACUCUUCAAACUCAUCAGAGAACGCACACGGGCGAGAAGCCAUUCCUGUGCCCUGUGUGCGGGAAGACAUUUGCACAAUCGACAACUCUUCAAACUCAUCAGAGAACACACACGGGCGAGAAGCCAUUCCUGUGUCCUGUGUGUGGGAAGACAUUUAAGAGACCGUCCCAUCUCAUUACACACCAGAGAACACACACGGGCGAGAAGCCGUUCCUGUGCUCUGUGUGUGGGAAGGCAUUUGCGCACUCGUCAACUCUUCAAGACCAUCAGAGAACACACACGGGCGAGAAGCCAUUCCUGUGCCCUGUGUGUGGGAAGGCAUUUUCAUGGUCAUCAAGUCUUAAGAGACACCAGAGAACACACACGGGUGAGAAGCCAUUCCUGUGCUCUGUGUGUGGGAAAACAUUUGCACACUCGUCACAUCUUCAGACUCAUCAGAGAACACACACGGGCGAGAAGCCAUUCCUGUGCCCUGUGUGUGGGAAGACAUUUGCAGACUCAUCAACUCUUCAAACUCAUCAGAGAACACACACAGGCGAGAAGCCAUUCCUGUGCCCUGUGUGUGGGAAGGCAUUUGCACAAUCGUCAACUCUUCAAACUCAUCAGAGAACGCACACGGGCGAGAAGCCAUUCCUGUGCCCUGUGUGUGGGAAGACAUUUGCGAAGUCAUCACACCUUCAGAGUCAUCAGAGAACACACACGGUUGAGAAGCCAUUCCUGUGCCCUGUGUGUGGGAAGGCAUUUGCACAGUCGUCAACUCUUCAAGACCAUCAGAGAACACACACGGGGGAGAAGCCAUUCCUGUGCCCUGUGUGUGGGAAGGCAUUUGCACAGUCGUCAACUCUUAAAAGUCAUCAGAGAACACAUACGGGCGAGAAGCCAUUCCUGUGCCAUGUUUGUGGGAAGGCAUUUGCAGACUCAUCAACUCUUCAAACUCAUCAGAGAACACACACGGGCGAUAAGCCAUUCCUGUGCCCUGCGUGUGGGAAGGCAUUUUCACAGUCGUCAACUCUUAACAGGCAUCAGAAGGUC
Molecule: messenger RNA, 1569 nt
Organism: Lethenteron reissneri (Far Eastern brook lamprey)
Lineage: Eukaryota; Metazoa; Chordata; Hyperoartia; Petromyzontiformes; Petromyzontidae
Product: zinc finger protein 84-like
Source: RefSeq, a predicted model, not a curated record